Molecule: messenger RNA, 1032 nt
Organism: Cynoglossus semilaevis (tongue sole)
Lineage: Eukaryota; Metazoa; Chordata; Actinopteri; Pleuronectiformes; Cynoglossidae
Gene: rtraf
Product: RNA transcription, translation and transport factor
Exons: 8
Coding region: 79-807 (242 amino acids)
Source: RefSeq, a predicted model, not a curated record
AAACGAGAAAGAAAAUCGAAGGUUUCUUUGUGUUCGCUGCAGGAUUUCAUCGAUUGGCAAUCCUAAAUUAACAUAAUCAUGUUUAGAAGGAAACUUACUGCACUAGAUUAUCACAACCCGAACGGAUUUGACUGCACAGAUGAGACCCAGUUCAGGAACUGUGUUGUGUGGCUGGAGGAUCAGAAGAUAAGACACUACAAGAUCGAGGACAGAGGGAACCUAAGGAACAUCCCCAGCUCAGAAUGGCCUAAAGCUUAUCAGAAGUAUCUGCAGGACGUCAACUGUCCGUUCGGAGUUCAGGAGAGACAAGAGGCCGUGGACUGGUUACUGGGUCUGGCUGUUCGAUACGAAUAUGGAGAUAAUGUGGAUAAAUAUAAGAACUGUCCUCCACUGGCAGCAUCCACCAACAGUGACAAAGCAGCCGACCCUCUGGUCAACCUCGACAGUAAUUCACCUGAAUUUAAGGCAGGAGUAACAGCUCUGGCCAACAUUCUAAAAAUCCAGCGUCAUGACGACUACCUGGUGAUGCUGAAGGCCAUUCGUAUUCUCAUCCAGGAGAGACUGUCACCAGAGGCAAUUACUAAAGCCAGUCAGAAGAAAGAGGGAGUUCCAGUUGCCUUAGAUAAACACACUCUGGGCUUUGACACUGGAGACGCCACCCUAAACGAAGCGGCUCAGAUCCUUCGCCUCCUCCACAUCGAGGAGCUGCGGGAGCUGCAGACAAAGAUCAACGAGGCCAUCGUGGCCGUGCAGGCCAUCAUCGCUGACCCCAAGACUGACCACAGGCUGGGCAAAGUGGGCAGAUGAGGACCAGGACACAAAAGAACUGAUCCACAGAAGACUUGAGUUGGAUUCUGAGAAGACUGAGAUGUUUUGUUUCUUUUGUGGUGGACGUAUUUGAGUUCAGAUCCGAUCAGCUCAGAGCAGACGAUCUUCUUACGUUGAGUUGUUUCUUCAGAGACUGAGGUUGAACUUUGUCAUCAUCUUCUCGCUGCCGUCACGUUUUUCUGUAAAUAAAAACUGGGAAACCUA